Pneumocystis murina B123 is the source of this 695-nucleotide messenger RNA. Its product is annotated as HAD phosphatase, family IIIA. Gene Ontology annotation, molecular function: phosphatidylglycerophosphatase activity. Bases 24 to 596 code for a protein of 190 amino acids. The transcript is spliced from 4 exons. Gene Ontology annotation, biological process: cardiolipin biosynthetic process. Lineage: Eukaryota; Fungi; Ascomycota; Pneumocystomycetes; Pneumocystales; Pneumocystaceae. The record is from RefSeq and is a predicted model, not a curated record. Gene Ontology annotation, cellular component: mitochondrion.
AACAAUAAAAAUAACAUUAACUUAUGAAUAUAAAAGCAAUUAUUCCAAGUAUUUCUUCUCUCUUUAGUCCUUCUUCAUUGGUUCCUCAUAUAAUUAUUAAUAAUUUCUCACAAAUUCCUACCAAUAUUUCUGAAGUCUUAAAAAAUAAAUUUAGACAUUUUUCUGACUUAGAUAUCAAUAUUCAGGCUAUAAUUUUAGAUAAGGAUAACUGUAUAACAGUUCCUGGAGAACUUGAGCUAUAUCCUUCUUAUAAUGAGAAAUGGCAACAAUUAAAGCAAAAUUAUAAUCAAAUAUUCAUUCUUAGUAAUUCUUCUGGCACCUUUACUAAAAAAUAUCAAGACGAAGCUCUUAUAUUAGAACAGAAACUAGAUGUUUCUGUUUUACGCCAUAAAAAAAAGAAACCUCAAUGUUUUCCUGAUAUCAUAUCUUUUUUAACCCAAAAUUUAGCUAUUUCUCCCUCUCAAACUAUUGUUAUUGGCGAUCGUCUUUUUACUGAUAUUUUAAUGGGAAACAAAAUAGGUGCAUGGACAAUAUGGAUUCAAAAUGGUAUAUCUACAAAAUACAACAAGGUAUUUCUCUCUUUUCCUUCUUUCUAACCUUAGUUUCUUUUUAUUGAAAUUUUUAUUUAUCAUAUACUCAAAUAUUUCAAAAUUUCUCCUCUUAUUCCCUCAAAAAAACAUUAAAAAAAAGCAAAA